Messenger RNA from Cheilinus undulatus (humphead wrasse), 830 nucleotides. RefSeq names its product perforin-1-like. The coding region runs from base 182 to 577 and encodes 131 amino acids. The record is from RefSeq and is a predicted model, not a curated record. The transcript has 2 exons. Lineage: Eukaryota; Metazoa; Chordata; Actinopteri; Labriformes; Labridae.
UCUGUUUCAGGGACCACUCAGACCCAGCGCUGAUGUUUGCUGCUGUUGUGUAACGCUGAGAGCGGAGCUUGUGGCGUGGGCGGUGAGAAAAACCUGAUUGGAGCUCCGCUGGCCUUUAAAACAUCUGGAGCAGCGGACCACCUGAGAGACAAGGCGUCUACACUGCAGCGUCUCUGAAGCCAUGGCCUCCAACCUGUCGCUCCUCCUGCUGCUCCUCUGCGGUCUCACCGCCACUCACGCCCAGCUCAAGCUGUUCAACCUGCGGGCCAGCGAGCUCCCCUCCAACCUGCUGGGAACCACCGAUGGGUUUGUCAAGGUGUUCUGUGGCUCCGCCUCUCUGGGUAAAACCUCCGUCCGCAACAACGACCAGAACCCGUGGUGGGGGGAGGAGUUCUCCUACUUCAAGGCCAAGGAGAACGAUGUCCUGAAGCUCGAGGUGUUCGACAGCGACAUCCUGUUUGACGACCGGCUGGGCGUCUGCGAGAGAGAGAUCAAGGUAGGCACCCACGAGCACGACUGCUACCUGAAGAAAGGCGGGACCCUCCAUUACUCCUACACCCUCCAGGGGCGGAACUAGGAGACCAAGAGCGAUCACCAGACCAAAGUUUUACUCUAUAAUGCCACCACCACUCAGCACCAAGAGAAACAGAAGUCCAACAUCUCAACACUGGAACAAUUUUAGACUUCAAUUACCCAAAAGCUUGCCAGCUAAACAUCUGCACAUGGUUGAAAUCAUCCAGAUACGCCCAGCAGAGACAUUGGCGGUGUAUUUGUUCAACUCUGACCACAUUAUUACCCAUAAUCCACUUAAAACAAGCUUUGAAUCACAA